Molecule: messenger RNA, 8443 nt
Organism: Salmo salar (Atlantic salmon)
Lineage: Eukaryota; Metazoa; Chordata; Actinopteri; Salmoniformes; Salmonidae
Product: zinc finger protein PLAGL2
Source: RefSeq, a predicted model, not a curated record
UGACGUCACAUUCCCACAAUGCUCGCGCCCCAUAACUCGCUGCAGCCUGAGAGCGAGACAGAGACACAGUCAGGCCCCGAAUAUAGAAACAUUAUAGAACAUUUUAGAAACAAAUGAUCAAACAACAGAUCGAGGGAAGAAAGACGGUGAAAAGUGGCGUGGGGUCUCUCCCACGGUACGUUUGCGAAUAGUCGGUGAUGGAAUGUUACCGGGGUUCCAUGAGAAAUUGACUAAUGCGGCGCUGGAAACUUUUUGGGGAAUAAAGAUGCAGAGCAACAUUUCCUACUCACCCCCAACCAUAGCUGUUGGGACUGGGUGAGAGAGAGAGAGAGAGAGAGAGAGAGAGAGAGAGAGAGAGAGAGAGAGAGAGAGGGAGAGAGAGAAAGGAGAUCCAUAGACAGAAGGAGGACCAGUUCUGGAAAGGAGGAGAGAGACAUUGACAACAGCAGCACUAUCUGAGGCCCAGAACGUAGCCCUCCUAAGCCCUACCCGGCCCUGCCUGGAGUACGCCCUUUACUGCACUCCACCACUGCCCACGUAGAGCCUGGAAGGCAGGGAAGCCACGGCCGGGAUUUCAUGGCAACAGCACCCUAGGGCUGCCAUGGCAGCUGGUGCCGCCGAUGCUCCACGCCAUAUUACAGCACUGACGCCGGAGGACGAGGAACAAAUAGCCGCUGCCAAGCUGUACAGCGACACUACCCUGCCACGUACAGAGAGAGAGAGGGAGAGGGAAGAGGAAGCCAGCGGCAACGAGUGUUUGGUGUGUGGGACUUGGUUUGGUUCGCAGGAUAAGCUUCGGCUUCACGCCUUCUGUCACACGGGAGAGAAACCCUUCCACUGCUCCCAGCCACACUGCCCUAAGGCCUUCAGCUCCAAAUAUAAACUGUUCAGGCAUAUGGCCACACACUCUCCACAGAAAACUCACCAGUGCUCCUUCUGCGAGAAAAUGUUUCACCGCAAAGAUCACCUGAAGAACCACCUGCAGACCCAUGACCCCAACAAAGAGGCCUUCAAGUGUGAGGAAUGUGGCAAGCACUACAACACCAAGCUGGGCUACAAGCGUCAUGUGGCCAUGCAUUCAGCCACGGCUGGAGACCUCACCUGUAAGGUGUGCCUGCAGAGCUACGAGACUACCCCUGCCCUGCUGGAGCAUCUCAAGAGCCACUCGGGCAAGUCCUCCGGAGGUGCCAAGGAGAAGAAGCACCCAUGUGACCACUGUGACCGCCGCUUCUACACACGGAAGGACGUGCGUCGCCACAUGGUGGUCCACACCGGUAGAAAGGACUUCCUGUGUCAGUACUGCGCCCAGCGCUUCGGCAGGAAGGACCACCUGACGCGGCAUGUGAAGAAGAGCCACUCUCAGGAGCUGCUGAAGAUAAAGACAGAGCCUCUGGACAUGCAAGGCAUGCUGGGCUCUGGCUCCUCCCCCUGCACUGUCAAAGAGGAGCUCAGCCCCAUGAUGUGCAGCAUGGGUUCCAACAAAGACCACAUGCUAGCCAAGCCGUUCCCCAGCGGCACCUCCUUCCCCAUGGGCAUGUACAACCCCCACCACCUCCAGGCCAUGUCCAACCCUGAGGUGGGCCACCACCACUCUCUGAUGCCCGGCUCCCUGUCCGCUGCCAUGGGGAUGGGCUGCCACAUGGAGCCCCCCCUCCAUCCCCCGCACCACCAUCACCACCACAUCCAAAACUCCCCCUCGCUUCCCCACCUGCAGCAGCCCAACAGACAGCACCAGCAGCAACAGCAAGCCCAGCCGCCGCCCAAGUACCAGCUGGGAUCUACCUCAUACCUGCUGGACAAGCCCCUCAAAGUGGAGAUGGAGAGCUUUCUCAUGGAUCUGCAGAGUGGGCUGCCGGGCCACCACUCAGGCGAUCAUCAUCAUGCUGCUGCCUCGCCCCCCAAGGAGGGACUAGAGCACCCCUCAGGCCUGACAGAUGAGCUGUGUGGGAACUCCCUCCUGUCCAAGAGCCCUGCUGUCAUUGCUGAGUCUCUGUGCACUGCUAACAUGGACUUCUCUCACCUGCUGGGCUUCUUGCCCCUCAACCUGCCCCCCUACAACGCCCCCAUCAGCACAGCAGGACUAGUGAUGGGGUACACCUCGUCUGCUGCCUCCUCCUCUUCCUCCUCUUCGUCAUCCUUGCGUGGCACUGAGCCCCACGCCGCUGCCACAGCUGCAGCCGCACCUCUUACCUCUUUGCAACCUCAACCUCAGGAGCAGCAGGGCUCCAGCGGGGGCCUGGGUCUUGGGCCCCUGCACCCUCUCCCGCCAGUGUUUAGCUCCAGCCUCAGCACGACCACCCUGCCUCGCUUUCACCAGGCCUUCCAAUGAGGGGCCCCCAGGCCCGGCCCCUACGCCAUCAUCUUCAGCUCACUGCCUCACACCCAGGGGCCAAGGGGCCUGCUGGCUGCAAGGGUGGACAUAAAAACACUUGAACACUUAGAAGCCUUAAUUGAAGUGCACAAAAGCUUUUGAUUGAACUUCAGAGGAAACUAAACCCUUUAUUGAAACAAAAGGAAAAGAUGAGAAACUUUCAAACUAAGGAGGUUUUAUUUGGCCUUUCUUUCUAUCCUUUAGCUAUGGUGAUUGAAUCCCUCUCGUUUGUUUAGCUGGAUCCCCAUUUAGCUUUUGCAGAAUCAGCAGCUACUCUUCCUGGGUUACACAAAAAACAUGACAAGUAACAAAACACUGAUACACAAGGACAGUCACACAAAUUAAAAUACAAUGAUGUACAAACAAUACAUCUAAAAUAUAAUGAGUGUGUGUGUUAGUGUGUCUGUGUGUUAGUGUGUCUGUGUGUUAGUGUGUCUGUUAGUGUGUCUGUAUUAGAGUGUGUGUGUGUGUGUGUGUGUGUGUGUGUGUCUCUCCCCUUUGUUCCAUGAUGUUUAAUCUGUUUUUUUUAAAGGUAAUUCUUCUGUUUGCUGAGUAACUGGAAAUGGAAGGGAGUUCCAUGUGAUCAUGGCUCUGUAUAAUACUGUGAGUUGCCGUGAAUUUGUUCUUUAACCUCUACCACUAACCUAUCCCCCCUCAUCACUUCCCUCCCUCUAUUCUGUAGUCAGGAGGCAGCAUUUGCAGGCCUGAAGGCGUGGUACUGUUACUUUAUAAAGUCAUAAUAUUAAGAAAAUAAUCUUAAUUUUAGAGAAAAUUGUAAAACAAAAUAUUGUUACCCAGAAGCCUAGUGACCCAGAACACUAGUUUUGAAGUGGGUGAAAUAUAAUUUCUUGCUUUUUCAAAUGUGACUGAACAUGCUAGGUUGUCUCUCCUGUGAGUGUAAAGGUCUGAACCACCUGCCCAGAAACACACCCUGUCUGUCAUCUCCAUCGUCAGGGGGGAAAGAUUAGUGAAGGACUAAAGUGAUACUGCCCCACGGACAUUAUCCUCCUCCAAUAUAGGCUACAACCACACCAAAAAAUAUCUGUCUUGAAAAAGUGCUCUUAAAAAAACUGGAAUAACUGAUUACUGUUCAGACUCAUCAGUUGUGCAGAAAGUAGAAGAUAAGUGAAAACAGAGAGUUGAUUUUAACGUUGAUAACCAAUGCCGCCAAACACAGCGACCACUGGCGCCCACAUAUUUAAUGAAAAGCAGAUGUGCAGAAAAUAGCUUGAGUCAGUAGAAAACAUGCCAAGUCAUGCAUGUUUUAUGUUGUUCCUCAAGAGCAGCACUUUUUAGCAGAAGUCUCUUUACCUUUAGGAAUCUCUUUGGGUAAGCAUCGUGACCUGCUCAACCAGGGCCAGGCCAGUGAGGAUGACCCUGUGUGGAGGAAAUACCCCUCCUAUAAAAGCUGCUCUUGAAAACAGGUCAUUAUUUAACUCAUGAGGAUUUUCAUUCCUUCAAUUGUCAUUCUUCCAGCAUUGGUUUUUAAGAAGUCUCCAGAGUAACAAUAUGUCACAUCCUUUUCCUGCCUUUCAUAUAUUACUGAUUUCUAUUUUUAUGAAAACAAAUAUAUAUUCAGUCUGUUAGAUGCAUGGUAAUAAUAACCCUGACAUAUGUGAAUAGAAAACAAAAAUAACAACGACGACAGUUAAGGAAAACGUGUAAAAGAAUGUUAUUGCAGUGUAUUAAAUAUCUCGUCAAAAAUGAACAUUAGAAUUGCUUUUAUUUCAGUAAGGUAUAUUUAGGUAGACGUAUUAAAACAACGUGUUUUUAAUGUGGCAGGUUUACAUUUGUCUGUAUCUGGCAUUUUAUUGAUAAAAAAUGGAUGAAGUAUUAGCUUUGCCCUUGUAGCUUUCUCCACUGUAUUUAUUCUUCAUCUGUUCAUGUACUACUAAAAAAAAAACUUGGAUUGUUGACUUUGACAAAUGUGUAGUUAGUAGGCUGUUAGUGGCAUAAUAAUCCAGUAGGAUUUUACAGAGACAUCUUUGAUCGUCUCGUAGGACUUUAAAAAGAAUGACUGACGUUGAUAGUCUAUUUUCUCAGUUUGAAACACAACCUGAUUAAGCGGUCUGAUUUUAAGAUGCCUUUUUCAUUUUCACUAGCCUGUUGAAAACUUACGCCCAAAGUUGUAAAACUAUAAUACGUGCUCUGUAUCACGUAAGUGAUAUUUGUAUGAUGGAAAAUAUGAAUAAUGUCCUGUCUUUGGUAUGGCCAACAAAUGAAUGAUAUGUUUCACUUUCCUACAGACAUCAUGAUUGAUAGAUCGAACACCCAGCACAUGGGGUAUAUAAAGUCCAUUAGUCAAAAGACAGUCAAAGUGCAUCUUGAGAGUACAAGGACUGAUAUAAACAGUAUUAAUAUAUCAUCCUUUUGGUUUGCAACUUUCUCAACUCUCUUGACUUUGUCUGUUUGAGUACUCAGCCCAGUCCAUAUGCAACUAUUAGUAAACAUGUAGUUUCAAGUAUAAAGAAAAAAACUAAAACUAUAUAACAUAAGGAAAACAAAACAUAUUGCUGCUUUUAGCCCGUAGAACAGAGAACAUUUCAACAUUGCAAGAUGUAAACAUGCACAGUAGUACAGAUUUGAACUGUUUCCCUUCCUCUCUGUACUCCUCACUCAGCUGCUUCCUGGAUUCAGGAGGAAAGGGUCUAAAACAAAUACACAAUAUUCAGAACAAACAAGUCACCAGCCCUCUCUUUGACAUUCAAAGCAUGGGACGACUGACUGCGAUAUGUCUUAGUCGUUUUGUUGUUGUUAUAUGAUAUGUUCUUUUCUGUUUGUUAAAACAGGACCUUGAAACAACACAACACAUCACCUCAUUUUAUUCCCAAAACCUGGGGAGAGGAAACAAAAUCUUGCACAAUUGCUCAUUAAAAUAAACAUUUUAUUAUUUCAUUUUAAUAAUGGUAGAAUUGUUAUUCAAAUUGACCAACGGACCAGAACCUACCUUCAGUCAGCUAAUUAGACUGACCUAUAGAAGUAGUUGACAAAUAUGUGAAAAUAAAUACAACUUAAAAGAAACAUUUGUUUGGUUGUGACGUAGCGCCACUACCAACCAAUACUUGUGAAGUAAUACGUUCAGGAUAGAAUCCCCAAAGUUCAUGUUGACACUUCCACUAGGCUGAUAAAUUAUCUAAAUUAAGAACAUUUAAUGAUUGAUCGUGAAGAAAUGUGUCUUGCAUAUCUUUCUUUGAAAGAAUUUGCCACUUUCUUAUAGUGGUAAUUGGAUAUAAAUAUUGAUAUAAUUGUUUAAAAGCUAUGCUUAAAACAUAGAUUUUUUUUUGUUUGUGUACAUCAAGUGUACAUUUGGAAGACCAUGGCUAUAUCCAAUCCCAGCCAAAAUUGUAGCACUCAAAUUUAGCAUGUGUCUUUUUAUUCAUUUAUUGAGCAUUUAUUGAUAAAAAAGAAAAGAAAAGGCAAUUGGCAUUGAGUUUGUCCUCCCUGGGUUUCUAUGAGCUAAUCUGAAUUCUAGCACUUUCAAUCUUUUUUAAAAAAGAGAGUUUUUUUUCUUUUAAAAUUUCAGCUUAUAUGUUCCUAUGUUUUUAAUUUUGUAUUUGAUCCUGUGUAUGUAUGUGCCAUUAGUUUGAUGUGUAGAUUUGAUCAAUCUUUGUGUAUUUUUCUCCUCCAAAAGAAACUAUUUUUUUUUAUAGACUUUUCACUAAUACCUUCUUUCAUGUGCCCCCACUCCCCUCUCAGGCCUGUUGGGUAACCAGCAUUGGCUUCUCUAUUGGAAUUUUAUAUGAUUAACACAACAACAACAACAACAACAUAUUCUACAACCAAGUAUUUGUAACAGAGAUUUGUAAUCCAAUUGCCUUUCAGAGAGCAUGGUGAGCAUGACAUCAUAUCCACAAUCUACCAGAUCGACCUCUUCAAGGUCAAAAAGACUAGGUCCUGUUUUUUGACAGAUGUGACAUAGUUCCAUUUAACAGAACAUUAUCUGGGGAACCCAGUUUUUAAAGCACUUUUUAUUUUGCAACCAUAACAACUGUCUGACGCAUGAUAAAUAAAGCUGAAAUAAAUUUAAAAAAUGUCGGAAAAGGCUUGUAGUACUGCCUAGUGGUACAGAAUACAUGUUGCCUCUAGACAGGAAAAGGCUUGUACUGCUGCCUAGUAGCUACUGAAUACAUGUUGCCUCUAGACAGGAAAAGGCUUGUACUACUGCCUAGUGGUACAGAAUACAUGUUGCCUCUAGACAGGAAAAGGCUUGUACCUCAGCCUAGUAGCUACUGAAUACAUGUUGCCUCUAGACAGGAAAAGGCUUGUACCUCAGCCUAGUAGCUACUGAAUACAUGUUGCCUCUAGACAGGAAAAGGCUUGUACCUCAGCCUAGUAGCUACUGAAUACAUGUUGCCUCUAGACAGGAAAAGGCUUGUACCUCAGCCUAGUAGCUACUGAAUACAUGUUUCCUCUAGACAGGAAAAGGCUUGUACCUCAGCCUAGUAGCUACUGAAUACAUGUUGCCUCUAGACAGGAAAAGGCUUGUACUGCUGCCUAGUAGCUACUGAAUACAUGUUGCCUCUAGACAGGAAAAGGCUUGUACUGCUGCCUAGUAGCUACAGAAUACACUUUUGCUUCUAGAUAGAAUCAGGCAGUCUUGAAAUUAAUAUUGUACAAGAUCAUGUAUCCACCAUGCUGUGCCAAGACAGAGCUUGCUACAGAGAAGGCAAGUCUCCAUCUGUCCCAGUUUACAGUAGACCUCACCCCACACAUGACAGUUUACAGUAGACCUCACCCCACACAUGACAUUUUACAGUAGACCUCACCCCACACAUGACAGUUUACAGUAGACCUCACCCCACACAUGACAGUUUACAGUAGACCUCACCCCACACAUGACAUUUUACAGUAGACCUCACCCCACACAUGACAGUUUACAGUAGACCUCACCCCACACAUGACAGUUUACAGUAGGCCUCACCCCACACAUGACAGUUUACAGUAGGCCUCACCCCACACAUGACAGUUUACAGUAGGCCUCACCCCACACAUGACAGUUUACAGUAGACCUCACCCCACACAUGACAGUUUACAGUAGACCUCACCCCACACAUGACAGUUUACAGUAGGCCUCACCCGACACAUGACAGUUUACAGUAGAACUCAAACCACACAUAACAGCAGAGAAGAUGGAUAUGCUAAUAAUUCAUUAGCGGAAGAAAACUAAAACUAAAGUACUUUUUGGAGGCAGCUGUAAAUGCUACGUUUUGCACAGCUAGCCUUGGAAAGUGGCCUUUUCAGGAGUAUUUCAACAGUUCUUCAGUCUCAUCAGGAUGACCUAAUCAUUUUAUCCAUCCCACCUGUUUUGCAGAGAUGACUCUGCUAAACCUCUGCUGAGAUACUCCUGAGAAGGCCAACCUCUGACGGUGGUGUUACACCACGAUUCAAACCAUCAAAUAGUUCAUUAGCAUCGUUAAUGAAAGGUUGUGGAAGUAACAACUCACCUUAAGCUUUGACUGAGUGCCGAGCGGAUGUUUUCGCUACAGCGCUUUGUUGUUGGUUCAUUACCUCGACUGCGCCUACUAGAGAUGCACUUGUCUUCACCUUUCCUCCGUACUAGUAGGUGCAGAACACAGAAUUUAAGGGAAUUCUUUAAUCCAUUUUUAAGUCAGUUUGCUUUUUAGUGAGAAACUGGGUACUGUCUGCUGAAGACAAGAUUCACAUGUAGUUUUACAUAUUUUUUUAGCUUAAUGUAAGUCUUGCAUUCCAAGCUCUUUGUGUAUCUUGUUUAGCGACAUUGACAUUUAUGUUUAGUACUUUAUUACAGCCACCUCUGGGGGAAAAAGGUGAACACAAACAUGUAAUAUCUGCAUUCAUCCUUACACUGUUUUCUAUAGCAUGGAGUUUAUCAACUACAGGGAGAAUUGUAGAAAAAUAUGCUUCAGAGAAAAACAGCUUUUUUGUUACAUAUCUCACAUGCAAUCAGUUGCUGCAAAGUGACAGAUUUGUAUAUCGGUCGAUCCAAAGAGAUGACAUAACAACAAACCUAUUUACUUAUUGUACAGGACAUUGUAUCUUUGAACUGUCAUGUGUUAUGUUGAAAUGAUUAAAAUACAAACCCACGGUUUCAUA